Vanrija pseudolonga is the source of this 1859-nucleotide messenger RNA. Its product is annotated as Choline transport protein. The record is from RefSeq and is a predicted model, not a curated record. Gene Ontology annotation, cellular component: membrane. NCBI's taxonomy places the organism in Eukaryota, Fungi, Basidiomycota, Tremellomycetes, Trichosporonales, Trichosporonaceae. The coding region runs from base 194 to 1852 and encodes 552 amino acids. The transcript has 8 exons. Gene Ontology annotation, biological process: transmembrane transport. Gene Ontology annotation, molecular function: transmembrane transporter activity.
CCUGGCCGCCGCUCCACUCGAUAGCUGACCUUAUCCGUGGCACUUGCUUGAUUGUGGCUACGCCGUGCGUCGUCCGGUAUCGACCGGGAGGUGAGAUCGAGCUGCGACGGGCUCUGGAUAGCCUCGGGAUACUUGUACAAAAGCACAAGCUGCUCCACUCGAGGCGAUCACAGCAACUCUCCGUCUCGCGAUCAUGGGAAUUAGAGUCAAGUCCCCCUCACCAACCAUCGAGGCCAUGCCGACCCUCCCGCACUCGGGCCAGUCCACCCCUCCCCUCGAGGAGAAGGACAAGUCGGGACCGACAACACUUGUGUCCGUCAACUCUGUAGCUGGUGAAUCCAACCCCCACCUCAUCAAGCAGUUUAGCUUCUUCUCCUCCCUCGGCAUGGCUUUUGUCAUCCUCAAUUCCUGGAUCAUCGCCACGAUGACUCUCAACGUCGGCAUAUCACAAGGUGGCCCGGUUGUUGUGCUCUGGGGCGAGCUCAUCGCCGGAGUCGGCCAGGUAUCCAUCGCGCUCUGCCUUUCCGAGCUGUGCUCGAUCUGGCCAUCCCAAUCGGCGCAGUACGGCUGGACAUAUCUCGUCACGCACGCCAACCGCAGUUUGACCACCACGGCGGUGCCGACCCGCUGGGGCACAAUUCUGAGCUACUACGACGGCUGGCUCGCCUGGGCUGGAUGGUGCAUCAUGUUCAGCGGCGCAGCUAGCGUCACGACAAACAUGACAUAUUACCUCGUCUGCCUGUGGAACCCAGACUUUGUUCUCGAGCCAUGGCACUUUUUCCUCCUCUACGUGCUGUGCCUCACCAUCUCGCUCGUUAUCAACACGUUUGCCAGCCGCCACCUGCACAUGUUUGAUUUUAUCGGCAUUUUCUGGCUGGCCGGUGGAGCAGUGAUCCUCAUCGUCGCGACCCUCGCUUGUGCCGGCACGAAGAGCACCGAGCCAAUGUUCCAGUCUGCAAAGUUUGUCUUUACGACGUUUAUUAAUGACUCGGACUGGGGAAACUUUGUGCUUUUCAUGACCGGCAUGGUGCAGCCGACUUUUACGAUUACUUGCUUCGAUGCCGUGGCCCAUGUCAUCGACGAGAUGCCCAACCCCCGCCGCGACGCGCCACGCUGCAUCUCCGCGACGGUUGUCUUUGGCUGCGUCUCCACCUUCAUCGUGGUUCUCUGCCUCAUGUUCACCAUCACCGACAUUGACGCCGUGAUCACGAGCACGGCCGGGCCACUAGUCACCAUCCUAUACCAAGCCACUGGAAGCCGGGUCGGCGCGACCUGCCUCACGCUGAUCCCGUACAUCGGCACCCUUAUCGGCUCGCAGGCGACCCUGACCACGGCGAGCCGCAUCACGCUCAACCUCGCCGAGGAUGAGGCCGUUGUCUGCUCCAAGUUCUUCCGCAAGGUCAACAAGCGCCUCAACGCCCCUAUCCCUGCGCUCGUCGUGCCGUGGUGCGUCAGCGUGGUGAUCGGGCUCUUGUACCUCGGGAGCUCGGCCAUGUUCAGCUCUAUUCUGUCCACCACACUGGUGGCCCUGGGCAUCUCGUACCUCAUUCCAAUUAUCGUCGUUGCGAUCAAGGGCCGCAGCACCAUCCUCGAGCUCAAGCCUCAGUUCUCCCUUGGCAAGGUCUUUGGCGGAAUCUGCUACGCCAUCGCCAUAUCAUGGGGCCUCUUCACGGCCGUCAUGUUCUGCUUCCCCGCCACGUCAACUGUCAACGGCAGCACGAUGAACUACACGGCACCAGUCAUCGGCGUCGCCAUGCUCCUCGCCACGGUCAACUGGUUUGCGUACAGCCGGAAACACUACACCGGUCCCCAGGUGGUCGACCAGGUGACAGAGCCAGAGUGCAAGGCAUAGAGAGUCG